Messenger RNA from Guyanagaster necrorhizus, 993 nucleotides. RefSeq lists its product as uncharacterized. NCBI's taxonomy places the organism in Eukaryota, Fungi, Basidiomycota, Agaricomycetes, Agaricales, Physalacriaceae. The record is from RefSeq and is a predicted model, not a curated record. The transcript is spliced from 5 exons. The coding region runs from base 1 to 993 and encodes 330 amino acids.
AUGCACACAAGUCGGCCACUGCACUUUCAUCUCAUAUGCACCGAAGAUAAUAUCCCGUACCUUGAGAAAAAGUUUGCUUUGUUCACACGACCAGUUUAUGAUAUACAGGUAACAUAUUACCCAUUAACUGCCGAACGUGUGCGCGAACGAGGCCAUCGUGCUGGCAUAGGAGAGAACUGGAAUGUCCUCACCAAAGUAUUUAUACAUGAACUGCUCGUAGACGUUGACAAAACAAUAUUCAUUGAUACCGACAUGAUAUUCCUCGUUGAUCCUCUCGAGCUCUGGAACGACUUCAAGCAUUUCGAGAGACGCACUCUCAUGUCAUUCCCUACCCUAGGUCCCACCUCUCAUCCGGGCCAGAUCUGCAGCUGUAUCAUGCUCAUGAACUUUGCCCUCAUGCGUAAUCCAUCCGCUAUGCUUAUGCCUUCAAGCCUCCUCCCAGAAACAGAGAAAACCUCUUUGGCCUCCAUGCCGUUCGCCCGAGGAAUAAGUGAGGGGAUACCCAGUCCCAUGGCAGAUGAAACCGUCCCUUUUGAUCCCUACAAUCCAUUCUUCGCCGACCAGGGUAUAUUUCACGUCAUCUGGUAUUACAGACCGAUGAUGUUCAGACACCUAUCAAUGCGAUGGGAUGUCAGUAUCUGUCGGCAGCAGCUAGGCCUAACUUUAGGCCAUUUUGGAGAAGAUAUUGAAGAGGAUAUGACGGAAGAGGAGCAUAUCAGACGGCAAGUCAGGCUGGACGGGAGUGGGGAAGAACACACACUCAUGAGCCCCGGCGUCUUGCACUUUAACUGCCAAGGCGAUAGGGACGAUAUCUGGCUUUGGGAGGAUAAUCAUAACCCAAGUGCCAAGUUUGGUCCUAUCAUAACGACCACUUUACGAUACAAAUGGGUGUGGCUUAACAGGGGAGAUGGUUCUGCCAAGGUACAAACACGAACAGCCUCUGAUAGCAGAUGGUGGGACGAGCGGUUGGUACAGGCCCACGCUGGACGGUAA